Molecule: messenger RNA, 3641 nt
Organism: Phacochoerus africanus (Common warthog)
Lineage: Eukaryota; Metazoa; Chordata; Mammalia; Artiodactyla; Suidae
Gene: URGCP
Product: upregulator of cell proliferation
Exons: 5
Coding region: 294-3059 (921 amino acids)
Molecular function (GO): GTP binding
Source: RefSeq, a predicted model, not a curated record
UUCCUCCAAGCCGUCUCUCCCAGCUUGUGGUUGAUCACCGUCUGUGGCCUCCCACGGCCUCUCAUGUGCCCCUGCAGAGGGAGCAGGCUCUUGGGGUCUCCUCUCAUAGGACCCCAAGCCCAUCCCGUCAGGGCCGCAGCCUUCUGACCUCGUUCAGCCUUCAUCACUCCCUCAAAGGCCACGCAUCCCAAUGCAGUCGCGUGGGUGAGGAUCUCAACGUAGGAAGCCCGAGGCUGGAGGAGACACAGUUCAGGCCGUACGAAUAUUGAAAGCGGAGUUGUGAAUUAAAAAGCAUGGCCCAAAGGCACUCAGAUUUGGGAGACGUGGCCCCAGAAAUAAAAGCCUCCGAGAGACGAACAGCUGUGGCCAUUGCAGAUUUGGAAUGGAGAGAGAUGGCAGGAGAUGACUGCGAGUUUCAUUAUGGAGAUGGUACAAAUGAGGCUCAGGAGAGUGACUUUCCAACAGUGGAGAGGAGCAGACUGCAAGAAAUGCUGUCCCUUUUGGGACUAGAGCCAUACCAGGUGCAGAAACUCAGCCUGCAGGACGCCUUGCAGAUAAGUAGCGACAGCAUGAAGAACUGGGCUCCGCAGGCUCCCAGAGACCUGCCCUGGAAUUUCCUCAGGAAGCUGCAGGCCCUCAACGCCGAAGCCAGGAGCACCGCCAUGGUGCUGGACGUGGCCCCGGACGCCAGGCCUGUGGAGAAGGAGAGCCAGAUGGAGGAGGAGAUCAUUUUCUGGGACACGGCCGACGACACCUCCGCGGACAUCUACUCCUUCUCCGAGCUGCCCACGCCCGACACGCCUGUGAACCCCCUGGACCUCCUCUGCGCCCUGCUGCACGCCUCGGACAGUUUCCUGCAGCAAGAGAUUGUGUUAAAAAUGUCCCUCUGCCAGUUUGCGCUCCCUCUGGUCUUGCCCGACCCCGAAAACCACUACCACACGUUUCUGCUGUGGGCCAUGCGGGGCGCCGUGCGGACGUGGUGGUCGCCGCCCCCGAGGGCGGCGGGCGGCUUCCGAGAGGACAGCCUGGGCCUGUCCCGCGCCCCGGCCUUCGCCUUCGUGCGCAUGGAGGUGAGCAGCAACUCCAAGUCCCAGCUGCUCAACGCCAUGCUCAGCCCCGGCCACCGGCAGCGCGACUGUUUCUGGCAUCGGGACCUGAGCCUGGGCACCAACCCGCGGGAGAUCGCCGACGGGCUGGUGGAGAUCUCCUGGUUCCUUCCCAGCGGCCGGGAGGACCUGGACAUUUUCCCGGAGCCCGUGGCCUUCCUGAACCUGCGGGGCGACAUCGGGUCGCACUGGCUGCAGUUUAAGCUCCUGACGGAAGUGGCCUCGGCCGUGUUCGUCCUGACUGACAACAUCAGCAAGAAGGAGUACAAGCUGCUCUACUCCAUGAAGGGCUCGGCCACCAAAUACUACUUCAUCCUGAGCCCCUACCGCGGCAAGCGCAACACCAACCUGAGGUUUCUGAACAGGCUGAUCCCCGUGCUGAAGAUGGACCACUCGCACGUGCUGGUGAAGGUCAGCAGCACCGACAGCGCGGGCUUCGUGCGCAGGGUCCGCGCCAUCGUGGCGCACGUGACCCGGUCCCCGUGCCGGAGGGUGUCCGUGGAGGACAUGGCGCACGCGGCCCGCAAGCUGGGGCUGAAGGUGGACGAGGACUGCGAGGAGUGCCAGCGGGCCAAGGACCGGAUGGAGCGCAUCACCAGGAAGAUCAAGGACUCGGACGCCUACCGCCGGGACGAGCUGAGGCUGCAGGGGGACCCGUGGAGAAAGGCGGCCCAGGUGGAGAAGGAGCUGUGUCAGGUCCAGUGGGCCGGGGACCCUCCCGAGAAGUCCAGGGCCGAGCUGAGGCAUCGGCUGCUGGAACUUCGCGCGCAGCAGAACGGCCAUGAGCCGGCCUGGGGGCUGCAGGAGUUCAUCUCGGGCCUCAGCAGCCCCUCCCUGGGCGAGAAGCAGUACUUCCUGAGGUGGAUGGAGUGGGGCCUGGCCAGGGUGGCCCAGCCACGGCCAAGACAGCCCCCGGAGACGCUGCUGCCCCUGCGACCGAAGCACUGUGCGGCCGUGGACGGCAGCGAGCCCCCCUGGCCCGAGCCCCUGGGCGUGGAGCACUUCCUGCGGGAGAUGGGGCAGUUCUACGAGGCCGAGAGCUGCCUCGUGGAGGCAGGGAAGCUGGCAGCGGGUCAGCGGCGGUUCGCCCACUUCCCGGGCUUGGCCUUGGAGCUGCUGCUGAAGGGGCUGCCCCUGGAGCUGAUCGACGGGAACACGCUGAGCCCCCCGCUGCGCUGGGUCACCGGGCUGCUGAAGGAGCUGCACGUCCGCCUGGAGAGGAGGGCGCGCCUGGUGGUCCUGUCGGCGCUGGGCGCGCCGGGCACGGGCAAGUCCACCCUCCUCAACACCAUGUUCGGGCUGCGGUUCGCCACGGGGCGGGGCUCCGGGCCGCGGGGGGCCUGCAUGCAGCUCAUCACGGUGGCCGAGAGCUUCAGCCAGGACCUGGGCUGUGACCACAUCCUGGUGAUCGACUCGGGGGGCUUGGGAGGCGGGGUCCUGACCGAGGCCGGGGAGCGGUUUGAGCGGGAGGCCGCCCUGGCCACUCUGAUCAUGGGGCUGAGCAACGUCACCGUGGUCAGUCUGGCGGAGACGAGGGACGUCCCGCCAGCGAUUCUGCACGCGUUUCUGAGGUUGGAAAAAACGGGGCACAUGCCCAACUACCAGUUUGUGUACCAGAACCUGCACGACGUGUCUGUCCCCGGCUCCAGGCCCAGAGAGCGGCGGCAGCUCGGGGAUCAGCCGGGUGAUGUGAGCAGAGCCACGGCGCAGCUGGAGAGGCAGGGCGAUGGGAUCCGGACGCUGGCCGACCUGGCCUUCUGCGACCCCGAGAAGCAGCACGUCUGGCACAUCCCCGGCCUGUGGCACGGAGUGCCUCCCAUGGCCGCUGUGAGCUUGGGCUACAGCGAAGCCAUUUUCGAGUUGAAGAGAUGCCUGCUAGAAAACAUCCGGAACGGGCUGUCCAACCAAAACAAAAACAUUCAGCAGCUCAUUGAGCUGGUAAGACGGCUGUGAGUCCUCGAGGAGACGGCAAGUCCAGCUGCCAGAGGCCUGUUCUGGUGGGGGGCCCGCCCGGAGAGGGAAAGACGGGGUGGGGUCUGGAGCUGCCCGAACAGCGUCAGGAAAGGAAGCCACCUCUCAGACCAGCCCAGGGAGCCCUCGGGAGGGGCGCCGAACAGGCCCCGGGCAGGGGGGUUGGCCUUUCACUCGGCUGCUCUGGAGUGGAGAGUGGCUCCUGACCACUGCGGCCGAGCAGGCGGUACCUGGGAGGGGGUGGGAAGUCGCGCUGAGGAAGCAGAGGGAGGCCUUCCCUCCGCACCGGUGCCCGGAUCCUGCCCCCUGAGCAAGUGCCCACUGCGUGCAGGCACCACUGUGGUUCUGUGUCCCGACAGGCCCGCCCAGGAAGGGUUCCUGCUGGCUCUGUCGCUCCUGGCACUGUUUACACCUCUGCCACGACACAGCACGCGCAUCGUCUCACCUGUGCACGUGUCUGCCUCUCCCCUAGACGUGUGAGCUCCCGGAGGCGGGGGCUGCCCCCCCCACCUUGUACCCCAGGGCCCGGCACACUGUAGGCACUUAAUAAACGUGUUGAAUGAA